Pomacea canaliculata is the source of this 2421-nucleotide messenger RNA. RefSeq lists its product as uncharacterized. Bases 39 to 2144 code for a protein of 701 amino acids. Gene Ontology annotation, molecular function: serine-type peptidase activity. Gene Ontology annotation, biological process: proteolysis. NCBI's taxonomy places the organism in Eukaryota, Metazoa, Mollusca, Gastropoda, Architaenioglossa, Ampullariidae. The transcript has 13 exons. The record is from RefSeq and is a predicted model, not a curated record.
UAUUUUUGCUGUCUGCUAGUGGGAACAGGAGGCGUGUAAUGCGAUAUCACUUGACAUCGUUUGCUGUACUUAAAUCUGUGCUGAGGUCGACGUCGAAUUUGCUGCGCCGUCUAGAUACCCGUGUUUCUCUGCCCUGUAUAACGAUUUGUCGCUCUAAUUUACACUGGUCAAGACUGGUAAGAAUGUCAGUAAGCGAAUAUGGUAGCUGGAAAUCACCUAUUUCUAGUCAGCUUGUGACUACUAGUGGAGUGGGUCUUUUGGAAGUGCACGUUGAUGACAACCCUGAAAAAACAGACUAUGUGUACUGGAGUGAGAUCCACUAUGAGGAAAAAGGACGGUAUGUGAUAUGCUCAGCAAACAGAGAGACAGGAGAACAGAAACAGUGGACUCCAAUAAACUUCAGUGCACGAACAACUGUCCAUGAGUACGGUGGUGGAGACUUCUUUGUCUAUGAUGGAGCUGUUUUCUUUUCAAACUUCAAUGACCAAGUUCUCUACAAGCAAACCUCUGAUUCUUCCACCCCAGAACCAGUGACAGAUACCACAAGGAAGUGGCGCUAUGCUGAUGGCAUCUUCUGUUCUAAGAAAGAGCUAAUAUACUGUGUGCGAGAAGACCAUGAGGCAGAAGAAAAGGAGCCUGUUAACAGUAUUGUUGCCAUCAACCCAGUCACUAAAACACAAACUGUGCUGGCAAGUGGAGCUGACUUCUACAGUCAUCCACGUGUGUCACCUGAUGGCAGAAAUAUUUGCUGGUGUCAGUGGUAUCAUCCAAACAUGCCAUGGGACAGUACUGAAGUGUGGACAGCUAAACUGGACCCUUCAGGAGAUCACCUUGUGGAAGGGUCACAGAAACAAGCUGCUGGUGGUGAGGGCAUCAGUGUCAUAGAACCAGGAUGGACACCUGACAACCAGCUUCUCUAUGUGAGUGAUGAAAGUGAGUGGUGGAACCUUUACUUGGUCAGCCCCUCAGGGCAGCAUGUCAACAUUCGGCCUGAUCACUCAGAGAUGGCUGGUCCACAGUGGACUUUUGGGAAGACAGCUUAUGUUCCUGAUCCCAGUGGUUCCAGAAAGAUCCUUACUGCUCAGAACGGUGAACUAGGUUGGCUAGACUCAGAGACAAAGGCCUAUAGAGUUCUUGAGACAGGAUUCAGGUACAAUAAGUGUCUUGCUCUUACCAAAACUGGAGAUGCAUAUUGCAUUGGCUCAAGUGAAGAUCUAUUUCCAUGCCUUCUCAGAUAUGACAUCAAUUCAGAAAAGGUUCAUAUUGUCAAAGAGUCGCAAUCAGUGCCAGAAGCACAAGGCUAUGUGAGCAUGCCUGAGUUUGUCAGCUGGCCUACAGGAGAUAAAGAAACGUCACAUGGCAUUUUCUAUCCACCUUACAACAAAGAUUUCAAGGCUCCAGAAGGUACAAAGCCACCUUUACUUGUCCGUGCUCAUGGUGGACCCACAUCACAUUUUUUUGCCAACUUGGACUUAAAGCUUCAGUACUUCACAAGUCGUGGCUUUGCGGUGAUUCUGGUGAAUUAUCGUGGCAGCACUGGCUAUGGAAGAAGUUAUCGCCAUCGCCUGCGUGAAAUGUGGGGAGUAUAUGAUGUUGAGGACUGCUGUACAGCUGUGGAUUACCUGGUCCAAACUAACAGGGUUGACUCCCAAAAAAUCUGCAUUGAUGGGGGAUCUGCUGGGGGGUAUACAACACUUGCAUGCUUAACCUUUCGGAACACUUUUAAUGCUGGUGCAAGUCAUUUUGGCAUUGGGGACCUUCAUGCACUGAUGAAGGACACUCACAAGUUUGAAAGUCGGUAUAUUGGUCGUCUUUGUCCACCUGAAAAAUUCCAAGAGCGAUCACCAAUUCAUCACGUGAAUCAAAUCAACUGCCCCAUUGCUCUUUUCCAGGGAGACCAAGACAAGAUUGUGCCACCUAACCAAGCAGAGAUGAUGUACCAGGCAGUGAAACUCAAAGGACUGCCCACAAUGUACAUCUUGUUUGAAGGUGAACAGCAUGGCUUCCGAAAAGCAGAAAACAUCCAGGCAUCCCUUGAUGGAGAGUUUUAUUUCUUUGGAAAAGUUCUGGGCUUCAAACCUGCAGACAAGGGGAUUGAGUACAAAAUAGACAACCUGAAAACAGAGCAAAGUAACAUCCUAUGACACAUGCCCUGCCAGCUUGUGACCACAACUUGUUGAAUUAUACAUUUGCUCAUCUUUAUGAGGUGAUGUUCAGUAAUUAAAAAAAAAGCAGUCACUCAUGCAGAGCAGUUGUCAGUUUAUAUGCUAGAAAAGCAGUCAUGUUUUUUUAAAAAGUGCCCCAUAUGCAGCAAAAGAACAGUGUUCCAGAGACAUCUGAUCCUUGAUGAAAAGCUGUUAACUAUUGUAUCACAUUAUACAGGUCAGCAGCACAAUUGUUAUUAAAAAAUUUUUGUUAGUA